Pimephales promelas (fathead minnow) is the source of this 4998-nucleotide messenger RNA. The record is from RefSeq and is a predicted model, not a curated record. NCBI's taxonomy places the organism in Eukaryota, Metazoa, Chordata, Actinopteri, Cypriniformes, Leuciscidae.
CUGUGUUGUUCUACAAAAUACUGAGAGUUCUGUUCACAGAUGCAUGUAAGCUUUUAUUGCAUCCCAUUUCUCUUUCUGAUGACUUGUACAAUGACUGAUGGGCACCGCAGGUCAUUCAAGGGAUUCUGGAUGUUGAAAGUGGAGCUGUCAUGUCUGUGUGUUGCUCGGUCAUCAAUGGCCUCAUUGACCAGAACACAGGACUUGGUCUACUAGAGGCUCAACUUAUAACCAAUGGGAUCAUUUGGCCUGAACGGCACUUGUGCAUGGACUUGGAGGAUGCGUUUGAGAACAAUCUUGUGGAUUACACAAUGUUCAAGCAACUGGAAGACUUGGAUAAAGCUAAAAAAUGUGUUCAGGACCCCCAGUUUGCGUUAGAACCAUUGCCAGUUGUUGCAGCCCUGGAAAAUGGGGCUAUAUCUGUGCAAACAGCUAUAAAGAUCAUUGAAAUCCAGCUAGCGACUGGAGGGUUAAGAUACACCGGUGAUAUCCUACAUCUGGAAAGGGCUUUUCAACUUGGCCUGAUACCCGACUCACUCUUUACCCAGAUGUCAGAGAGAAAGGACACUUGGCAGGACUUGAUUGACCCCAACACUGCAGAAAGAGUCACACUUAGUCAGCUCGUGAAGAGGAGCCUGAUUCACGAGCCGACGAGACUUCGCCUGCUUCCGGUGAAAUGUGGAAAAGAUGGAACUAUAUCUGGGGGAGAGAUUAAUGUUAUGAAAGCUAUGCGCGAGUUUGCAGGAGGCAUAGUUGAACCCAACACCGGCCAAAAGCUGACCGUUGAGGAAGCCUUAUCUGAGGGUCUGAUUGAUCUGGACACUGCAAGUGAGAUAUUAAGCCAUCAGACCCAAAAUGGUGGCAUCGUUAAUCCUUGCAACGGGGCGAGACUUACAGUCGACGAGGCCGUCCAGUGUGACUUAAUUAGCUCGAGCAGUGCGUUGUUAGUUUUGGAGAGACAGAAAGCAUUCAUGGGUCUCCUUUGGCCCAACGCUGGUGAAAUCCUCUCUUUCUCCACCUCUCUUCAGCAAAAUAUAAUCACGGAAAAACUUGCAUGGGAACUGCUGCAUAACCGGCAGAACAUAACAGCCUUGUACGUACCUGAAACCUCUGAGGUAGUUGAUGUCGACUCUGCCGUGGAGAAUAACUUGAUUGAGACGUUUACAAAAGAGUUGUUGAAGACAAUAGAAAUCCCAGAUGUUUUACCUGAACUGAAUAACAGAUUCUCAUCAUGGCUGGUAAUGCGGGAGCUACAAACGGAAGGAUCUUGUACAUCCGGUGAAGAAACGAGUGACAAAAACAGCACAGAUGCGCCAUCUCUCUCUGAGGCCAAACAGUUGUUUAUUUCCUACCUCAUGAUGAAUAGCUAUAUGGAUCCAACGUCAGGCCAAAGGCUGUUGAUCUUUGACCACCAGUUAAAUAAAAUGGCAAAAUUACUCUUUGAAGCAUCAGAUGAUAUUAGCGGCCUUCAUGUGGAUAAUAUUUCCGAAGAGUCUGCACUGAACAGCUGCAUCCCUAACACUGACAACGAUUGUCUGGAAACUGAUUAUGAUGUGUUGGGAGAAUUGCAAAUUUGUGAACCUUUGGAAAACCCAACAGAAGAAGAACAUAAAGUAGUGAAUGUAAACGUAUUACACAAUUACCUAGAGCCUACUCUACCCGUUGACUCUGGUGGAAACACCUUAGCAACAGAUCAGAAUGGUUUCCAACAUGGGACUGUAAUUGAAAUGAACAAACUGCCUGAGGUUUCUGCAUGUUCAUGCACAGAGUUACCACAUACAGCCUUUUCUAUAGCAGCAACUGCCACAAGCUUGUGCUCGAUAGUAGCUGAUUCUGAAUGUGAUGAUGUCGUUAACGGCCGAGAAAAACAUUUGAGUGCCAGUGAAACAACCAACUAUACUGAUAUACCCUCUGAAUUCCCUCACACAGACGAUGUGUGGGGUGACAGAGAUUACGCCGUCCAUCUUCUUAGGGCACAAGUAGAGGAAGAUGGGAUUUUAGAUGUCACCUCUGGAAAACGGUAUGACCUUCAAGGUGCUCAUGAUAAAGGCCUUAUUGAUGAAGAGACUGUCUUCGAGAUACUUGCGUUGCAGCUUAAAGGGGAUGGUUUGAAAGAUAACAAAAGUGAUUUAUUGUCAGUUUUGAACACUUUUGUCAACAAAGGCUCAAGUAAAAUAGCCCUACAGAUCAUGGAAAAGCGUGGUUUCUAUGAUGCAGCAGUUGGAAAAACCAUUAGCGUUUGUGAUGCUUUAGAGAGGGGUCUGAUUACUGAUGAUAUUAGCAGAAGUGUUCUCUGUUCAGAGGCACUCAGCAUUGAUCCAGAGGCAAAGUGUGUGCUCGGUGUAAAUGAUGCCCUCCAGUCGGGAAUGUUGGAUGAUGAAGAGCCUGAGAUAAUGCAACAUUCACAGCAGGACGAAAGGCUAGACAUUAUGGCGCUUGACUCAGCAAAAGGAGGUCAAAUAAGCUCAAGAUCAGAUGAAACCAUGCAGGAAUCUACAGACAUAUCAGGUGUGAGCAGUAGUCAGGAUCUUCUGCUAUCCAGCAUUUGUGACGGUCCGUCUAAAGAUACUGUGUAUGAUGAUGUAUCCGAGACUCUUGGAUUAGGGGGGGAUUGUGGUGUACGUUUCAAGACUAUGGAUACUAACAAUGAGAUGAGCACCACAAAUGAAAGAAAAAGCAUUUUCACUUUGGAAGGAAAUGAAUCAAAAAGGCCAAAUGACACCUUUGUCGUUGGUGUUUCUUGUGAAACUGGAAGUCCUUCAUCGUGUGUCGGAGAGGGGGCAUAUCUUGAGACUAUAGCCAGUCAAGUUGUUAUCCCUGUACAGAGUGGCUCUGCGAUAUCAUGUUCGUCACAAAGUGAUGUUUGCUCUGAUCAAAGAAAAUCAGAGAGUGUACUUAAUCCUGAACCGGAAUUCAAGAGGUCCAAGGUGGAGUCUGCGAUAACAAACACACUUUUUGACAAAGGGCUCUCGGGGAGCUUGAGCACUUUGCCACCAAAUGUUAAAACACUAGCAGAAGCAGAUUUACAUGGAGCAAAUAUCCCAUCACCAAUGGAGAUUGCAACCGAGGUGAAUUUAAGUACUGAUGGUCACUGUGUACUAGCUCAAAAUUCGCUGAAUGAGAAAGUAUCGUUUCAGACCAAUAAAUCAUAUGAAGCUGAAUACUCCAAUAAUACAAAUCAUGAGCAUUCUGAUGAGGGUCCAGUACCAUUUUUCACAGAGAACAGAGUAAAUGUCUCGGUUAGUUAUGAGGAAAUGUCCGAAAUGUUCAGAAAUGCACCAAUAACAACACCUGAGCCUAGAGGGAUCUGUACAGAAAGCAGUAUUGACUGUAAUGUAGAGCAAAAUGGUGACAUUGACAACUCUAUAGGUUUCAAAGGAUCAGAGAACACACUUCAACUCAACUUGAAGGAUUUAGCUGGAUCAACAGUAAAUCCCAAGCCAUUACCUCUUGAAAUUGCUAUUAACUCUAGUCAAGAUGAUUCAAGCGGAGGUAAAACACAACACCCAAGCGAGCAAAGCAAGUGUUGUUAUGAAGUAGCCUCAAAGGACACUGCAAUAGCCAAAUCAGCUGAUUCCGACUUUAAAAGUGGCAAUGAUAAACAUGUAAAAUACUUCGUAGACACUUCAGGUCAUUGUUCAGAAGAGAUGUACACAGAAUCCAAUGAAUUGCAGACUGACCCCCAAAAGCCGAGUCCUACUGUCAGAGCCAUUCUUGAUCAGAAUAGUGAGGACAUCUUCAAACAGUCUCAGGGUAGAGAUACAGUGGUUGCUGAAGAUGCACUCCAAGAUAACCUUCAUUUACCUCAAAUGGCAAGGGCCACAGAUGAAAGUGCACCAGAAUCAAUGGGAAGUAGGGAUUUCUUAAAUGAGCUCAUCCAAAUGAAGAUGGAUGGAGCAAGUGUGAACGAAACUCAAAAACAAGGCCAAGCCAUUAAUGGCGUUAUACUUACAUUUCCAGCCAAUCAUCCCAGCUCAAAUGAGAGAAUCAGGGAUCCAGAUAUCCUCCUGGAUUUGAAAACACACGAAGGACUCGAUUCAAGAGAAGUUGAGAGUAAUGAUGAAUCAAAGCGUCAGACUGAUGUACUGGAUAUGAUUCAGGGCAUCUCCACUAGUAGAGGUCAAGAAAUGCUCAAGGAUGUGGGUCUUUUGGGAGACACUGUCCUUGCAGAUGAAAGUAUGGAUGCUAAAAACAAGAUCCCAACCACAGAUGAUACCACCAACUCUAACUUCCAGGUCUCUGUGGCCGAUUGUCCAAACAUAAGGCAGGCAGAAGAAGUAAAACCCAGAAGAUAUUCCACCCAGAAUUACUUGGAAUGGGUCGGGAGACUUCAGGAUCAUUGCGAUACUCUUGAAGAUAUAAGAAGCGGCCUGCAAGGCAGUGGUUCCUUAGCAGAAAACAUUGAGGGCUUGCAUUGUCAGUUUGAGGAAGUUCAGAUCCAAUUGGAAAGCUCCUAUCAGGAUUUGGUAAGCUCUCUUGAUAAGAUAUCAGCUUGUAUACAAGAUGAUUCUGCGAGGGUGUCUAAGCUUGAUAUCAUGGAUACUGAUGACACAGAAAGAAUUAAGAUCAAGAUUCAGCAAAUUAAGGACACAGAGAAGGACUUGUCAGGAACCCGACAGCUCCUGGAAGAUGCUGCUUUUGAUAUCCAAAACUUCAUUUCUGAGCAUGCUCAGUUCCUGAGUCCUGCUCACAGCAGACAUCUUCUAAGGGCUCUCAGCACUACCCAGAGAUCUUUCAAAGACCUCACGGACAGAGUGUUCACUCGGAGACAAACUCUGGAGGUCCACUUGGAGAUCCGUGAGGAUGAGAGUCGGCAGCAGGUUUGAGAGAGAUCACACUGACCGUUGACGUUUCACAUGAAAAUGCAUGGAGAUGCUUCUAAAAGUGGUUGAUUUGAUGUGUGGUGUGUUUUGACGUGAACCCUCUGGGGUUCAAGGUGUUUUUGGGGUGCUUGAGAUGUUUUGACAUGCCUGACAUUUGUGCCUUUUCAAACAUAUUAAU